Messenger RNA from Musca domestica (house fly), 1177 nucleotides. RefSeq names its product probable tRNA N6-adenosine threonylcarbamoyltransferase (gene Tcs3). Gene Ontology annotation, biological process: tRNA threonylcarbamoyladenosine modification. Bases 44 to 1087 code for a protein of 347 amino acids. Gene Ontology annotation, cellular component: cytoplasm; EKC/KEOPS complex. The record is from RefSeq and is a predicted model, not a curated record. The transcript is spliced from 4 exons. Lineage: Eukaryota; Metazoa; Arthropoda; Insecta; Diptera; Muscidae.
ACAUUGACAUCGAUUAUUUGCCACCUCUAACAAAGGCCUGAAGAUGGUAUGCUCUCUGGGAAUUGAAGGCAGUGCUAACAAAAUAGGAAUUGGAAUCAUAAGAGAUGGUGAGGUAUUGGCAAAUGUCCGCAAGACGUACAUUACACCACCAGGAGAAGGUUUUCUGCCAAAAGAAACAGCCAAGCACCAUCGUGAUCAAAUCAUUGGUUUAGUAAAGGCCGCUCUCAAGGAAGCAAAAAUUGACUCACAUGAGCUCGAUGUGAUUUGCUAUACUAAAGGGCCGGGAAUGGCACCACCAUUAAUGGUGGGCGCCAUAGUGGCCCGUACAUUGUCACUGCUGUGGGAAAAACCAUUGUUGGGUGUGAAUCACUGCAUAGGACACAUUGAAAUGGGCCGUCAAAUAACGAAUGCCAAAAACCCAAUAGUAUUAUAUGUAAGUGGCGGUAAUACCCAAGUGAUUGCUUAUUCAAACAAACGCUAUCGCAUCUUUGGUGAGACAAUUGACAUUGCCGUUGGUAACUGUUUGGAUAGAUUUGCCCGAAUAAUUAAGUUGUCCAAUGAUCCAAGUCCGGGCUACAAUAUAGAACAAUUGGCCAAAGAGGGAAAACAAUUUGUAAAGUUACCGUAUGUAGUAAAGGGAAUGGAUGUUAGCUUUUCGGGCUUAUUGUCGCACAUAGAAGAAAUAGCAGAUCCUAGCAAGAGGCGCAACAAAAGAAAGAAAGCUGAAGAUGCUGAAGAGCCGGAGUAUACAAAAGCUGAUCUGUGCUACUCUUUACAAGAAACGAUAUUCGCCAUGUUGGUGGAGAUAACAGAAAGAGCUAUGGCACACUGCGAAUCAAAUGAGGUUCUUAUUGUCGGCGGAGUUGGCUGCAAUGAACGUCUUCAAGAAAUGAUGCGUAUUAUGUGUGAAGAACGAGGUGGCAAAUUAUUUGCCACCGACGAACGUUAUUGCAUUGACAACGGUCUGAUGAUUGCUCAUGCUGGGGCAGAGAUGUUUAAGUCGGGUACACGUAUGGACUUCGAAGACUCCUUUGUAACACAAAGAUACCGUACUGAUGAAGUGCUAGUAACCUGGCGUGAUGAUUAGGGCGAAUAUCACAUUGCUGUUGUUGAUAACUUAAUACAUUUUCAAUCAUUUAAAUACAAUAAAAGGACGAUAAAUUGGAAGCUAAUCAAA